AUGCUGAACAAGACGUGCCAGACGUGCUUUCGGGCCAAGAUCCGAUGCGUCAAGUCGCAGGACUCCGGCUUGUGCGACCGCUGCUUGCGCCUCGACAAGCCGUGUCGGUUUGCCGCAUCCCGUCGCCCCGCCAAGAAACAUGAUGCUGGGGGUGAUGCUGUGCGACCUGUUGCGGCGCCUUCCACAGGUUCUCUGCACAGUGCAUGCCCGUUUGGAAGGGGGCUACUCUCUCGGAGCCAUGGCUCCAAGUUGGUCGACAUUUUCCGGACGAAAUUGGUGCCACACUUUCCGUUCGUCGUCGUACCUACAGACGUAACUGAAGAGCGGCCACUGCUCCAUCUUGCCGUCUUGUCUGCGGCGUCCUUUGACGACGUCAGCCUCCAGCGGCGGCUCGGGACCCUGUUCAGUGACGUGGUUGCAAAGAGGCUGGCCAGCGGUCCGUUUGCGACAUUGGACAUGCUUGAGGCCCUGCUCGUGCACUGCGCGUGGACGCAUUACCAACCCAAACCGAGAAAUUAUUCCCAGUACCUUUCCCUUGCCGUGAGCAUCGUCACAGAUUUGCGCAUGGACCGCCCGAGGAACCCGCUGCUCUGGAGCGUGGAGACGGACGCCCGGCACGACAAUGACUGGGGACCUGAGGAGGUACGGGCAGUCGCGGGAGCAUACUACUUGGCCUCCAGCUCGUCCAUGCUGCUGCAAAAAGCUCGCUCCUUUGCCUAUACGGCCUACCUCGGAACGUCGUGUCGGAACCUAGCCUUGCAGAGCGCGGCGGAUGGCGACAAGUACCUGCCCUACAUCGUAGAAGCACAGCGAAUCGCCGAAAGCAUAGAUGCCCUCACUGGCGAACCCGCUUCGGCUGGUGCGGCUAGGCUCCGAACGCUCAACGAAGAGUACGCGGCGCUCAAGUCGUCGGUGACCUUUCCCCUCAGUAACAGCCCGCCGUUGAUUGUUCUCAUGAACAUGCUUGAGCUUCUGAUGCAUUCGGCGCCAGGCACCGCCUCGUUCAACCUCGCCGAGAUUCGCGACUCUAGUCUCUGCCCCCCAUGGCUCCUUGAGCGAAUCCACGCGGUCAGGUUGAUGAUCAAUACCCUCGUCACCAUGGCGCCAGGUGACGAGUAUGGCCUCUCCAACAUUGAAUGGAUCACAAUGCAUUGUGCACUGUCUCUGGCGGCCCGCAUGGACAUUGUUGCGGCCAGUUCUGGGAUUGGCGCAACGCAGGCUAGGAGGGCGCUGGACAUGCCGCACAGCCUGAAGCAGGUGCUUUUGCGCCUAGAGAGCGCUUCGGACGGCACACUUGACCAGGGCGGUGACCACGACCCGUUCCAUCAACUGGCACGGCGAGUGAGGCGUUUGGAAGAAUGGCAUCUGGCGCGCCUUGAGCGGAUAGAAGUGCCUGUGGCGUCACCGUCUGCCGACCGUCUCGACAGUCUCGACACCAACGCGGCGCAUCCACUCGAGUGGACCGACCCAUUUCCUGGUCAGCCAGAGGCUCAGCCUGCGGACUGGCUCGAGGACUACAUUGGCGCAGGGUUUGGGGCAUUUGGCAUGCCCGGAUUCGCGUUGGAGGAUCGGACCCGCUGA
Purpureocillium lilacinum is the source of this 1581-nucleotide messenger RNA. RefSeq lists its product as uncharacterized. Lineage: Eukaryota; Fungi; Ascomycota; Sordariomycetes; Hypocreales; Ophiocordycipitaceae. The record is from RefSeq and is a predicted model, not a curated record.